This is a messenger RNA of Photinus pyralis (common eastern firefly), 1487 nucleotides long. RefSeq names its product suppressor of cytokine signaling 2-like. Gene Ontology annotation, molecular function: 1-phosphatidylinositol-3-kinase regulator activity. NCBI's taxonomy places the organism in Eukaryota, Metazoa, Arthropoda, Insecta, Coleoptera, Lampyridae. The transcript has 2 exons. Gene Ontology annotation, biological process: phosphatidylinositol phosphate biosynthetic process; intracellular signal transduction. The record is from RefSeq and is a predicted model, not a curated record. Bases 324 to 1142 code for a protein of 272 amino acids. Gene Ontology annotation, cellular component: phosphatidylinositol 3-kinase complex.
GCUGUCGUGUACGACCGAUUUCGAAUUUUCAUUCGCUCGAAAACGUUCUCGAAGUGCAAACGUUUUCUAGAUUAAUAUGAAGUGUCAUAACCUCACAACUGUCAAUAUUCGUUUAAGCUGAGUGCUUAAUUGUAAAUAAACUUCUCUAAAUAGUACAAUGUGUAGUUUUUACGUGGAUAUAAGGCGGACGGGUGUGUUAUAGUUUAGUGAUUUCCUCCUUCAUGGUGAUAACUUCAAGACUGACUACAGGAUGGCUCCUAACUGCAUCCAGCAUUAGAAAAACUUUAAUAGACUGAAGAAACCGGGCAUGGCAUUUGCGUGCAAUGUUAGGCUGUAGCACAGUAUGUCCCAAAUGUCAGCACCAGUUUGCGUGCUGCGGACCGACGCCGCCAUGCAACCGAACUCGCAGGUCGCUGCACGCGCUCACCGGCGGCGGUCUGGUGGCGACAUUAAACCAAUCGCUAGUACCUGUAGGACCAUGCCUUUCACCGCAAAUAUCGCCCAGUGCGCCGCUAGCGUUCGUAAUACCACCGUUCGCGCCGCUACAACCGACCAUAUCGCCCAUAGAGGCGAAGCCCGAAAACGAACUCCAGAAGCUCUCCGACACCGUACGGGCUCUGCGCCAAUCCGGUUGGUACUACGAAGGCAUCACCUAUCAGCAGAGUCACGAUCUGUUAAAGAACAAGCCGCUAGGGACGUUUCUGGUGCGCGAAUCCUCGGACCCCCGAUUUUUAUUUUCUUUAAGUGUACAAACAGAACGGGGCCCUACUUCGGUGCGAAUUCACUACAUAAAUGGUUACUUUCGGCUGGACUCGCAACCUCACCUUCAGGGUGCGAUGCCACUGUUUCCUAGUGUCGUCGAAUUAGUGCAGCAUUAUGUGAACCAACGUAGAAACUUAAGGAACGGUGCCCAAGUGUGGGUCGACUCGAAUGGCUCGUGGUAUAGCGCCAUUUUGUUAGAUAAACCUUUACGAAAGGAUGACGGCGCGCCUUCUCUAAAACAUUUAGCAAGAUUAGUCGUCCAUAAAGCUAUUCAAGCAAACGGUAUGCCUCGCUUAGCUCUACUGCCACCUCCUCAUACACAAUUAGAGUUGCCACCUUCGCUGACAACUUACCUAUCUCAGUAUCCAUACUCAUUGUAAUCGUGAUGAUCUUCAGGGAAAGAGGGACUUGUUUAUAUUUACUGACUGUUUGUUAAAUCAUAUAAAUCGUACAUACUUCAUAUACCUAAGUUGAUAGAUAGGGUAUUUAUGUAAAAGUAUUCCAAUGAGUUUUUUUUGAUUUGUUCCUUUGGUUUGAUAUUCGAAUAUCAUUCUAGCAAUAAUUAUUUUGUAGCAGUAAGAAUCACAAAAGUUUACUUUUAUAUUUUGUUGCAGCUAAAGGUGUAGCUAGCGGCACACAUACAAAAUUAUGUUAUAUAAAUUUAUAAUUGUAAUCUUUUCAUUUUUAUAGGCGUAUUAUAUUGUUCAGUGAUUUUUUUAUCAUUA